Messenger RNA from Brachypodium distachyon (stiff brome), 1143 nucleotides. RefSeq lists its product as uncharacterized. The transcript has 2 exons. The record is from RefSeq and is a predicted model, not a curated record. NCBI's taxonomy places the organism in Eukaryota, Viridiplantae, Streptophyta, Magnoliopsida, Poales, Poaceae. The coding region runs from base 1 to 858 and encodes 285 amino acids.
AUGAUGGUCAGUGGUGGUACUUUGGCCGGCGCCGCCAUUGUCACCGUAGUAGUAAUAGUAGGCGUCGUUGGUUCCAUUACCGGCGACGUAGUAGUAGCCGGCGUCAGCUUGCUGGCCGGCGCUGAACCCCUCGCCCCCCGUGCCACUCAUGGCAGGAUCAUUAGGAUCGUGGUAGCUCGGGCCCGGCUGGUACCCCAUCUGAUAGCUGGGCCCCGGAUCUCCCAUCUGGUAACUUGGGCCCGGUUCUCCCAUCUGGUAGCUCGGGCCGGGCCUGUAUUCCAUUUGGUAGCUCGGGCCCGGCUCUCCCAUGUGGUAGCUCAUUUGGUAGUCGUGCUGGUCUUCGGCGGACUGCUCGUUGAGGUACUCUUCCUCCUUGAGCUUCCUGUCCGUGAGCUUGAUGCGGCUGAUCACGGUGGCGGACAGCGGCGGGUGGACGAGCUGGUACUCGUGCAUCACCCACCCAGCCGCCUUCCCCUUCCCUUUCUUCCCAUCGCCAUCGUCGUCGCCGUGCUCGUCCUCGUCCUCGUCGCCGUCGACCCUGUAAGUAAGGACCCGCCGACGCCGCCUCGGACGGAGCGGUCGCGGCGGCCGCCGUUCUUGGACUUGUCGGUGGGCGGGCAGAGGAAGAAGGCGUGGUGGCUGUCCCCGUGGCCGUGCUUCUCCAGGAGCUCCUUGGGCGGGAGGCUGUCCGGGUCGUCCUCGAGGAUCACGUGGGAAUUGGGGUUCGGGAGGCCCAGGGCCAGCGGGACCAGGUAUUGGGCCACGAUCUCGGCGUCCGUCGGGUCGAACUUCAACACUGCUGGGGUGCCUGGGUCGAAGCCGAACCUGCUCGCUUCCAUAAGAUACCGGCACUGCUAACUAGUUCCUCUUUUGUUUCUUUGUUGGCUGAUCGAAUUUUUUUGAUGUAUCGAUUGAUAUGAAUCGAUCGAUUUGGUUUCCGGUGUGGUUUGAGUAGAGCUGGAUGUAUAUAGGCCCGGCCGGGAAUACGAUGCCGACUCGGGGACGAACUGCGCUCACGGAGAGGGCUACUCCUAGGACGAGUCGGACACACUCACACACAGGAUCCAGUUAAUCACAAGCUGCGAACUAUUCCCUCCGUUUCAUAUUUCUUGUCGAAAUAUUACACGUACCUAAACGUUUUUU